Messenger RNA from Mesorhabditis belari, 1065 nucleotides. NCBI's taxonomy places the organism in Eukaryota, Metazoa, Nematoda, Chromadorea, Rhabditida, Rhabditidae. The record is from the annotation of a GenBank genome assembly.
AUGUUGGGCAGCAUUUUCAUCUUAAUGCCAUUCAUUCCAUUUGCCUAUUUGGCGCCAAAACAAUUCAGAUGGAUCGCUGAUCGAUGCGUGGGGUAUUGGUUGACAUUUCCGGCGUCACUUGUCGAGUUCAUCUUUGGCGUUCAAUUUCAAAUCACUGGAGAUCUCGUCGAUCAUCGAGAGCCGGCGAUUAUUUUGAUGAAUCACAGAACUAGAUUGGAUUGGCUAUUCCUGUGGAAUGCUUUAUACAAAAUGGAUCCAUGGUUGUUGACGAGUGAAAAGAUUUCACUGAAAGCUGGCCUCAAAAAGAUCCCGGGUGCCGGUUGGGCGAUGGGAUGCGCUUCCUUCAUCUUUCUGGAUCGAAAUUUCGAACAGGACAAAGAAAACAUUAAGAAUUUGAUUAAAUAUUAUAAAGAUUCUGGGCAAAACUAUCAGAUGUUACUGUUUCCCGAGGGCACUGAUCGAGAUCUCCGAUCGAUUGAGUUGAGUAGAGCUUUUGCUCAAAGUAAAGAUCUACCAAUUUACGAUUACUGUUUACACCCACGAGUUACCGGUUUCCAAUACAUUUUGGAUCUGAUGAGAAAAGAAAACUAUAUCAAAUACGUCUAUGAUGUCACCGUUGGCUACCCGGAAAACAUUGUGCAAAGCGAGAAAAUUUUACUGAAAGAUGGGCAUUUCCCGAGAAGUGCUCACUUUGAUUUUCACAAGAUUGAGAUUGGAGAGGUGCCGAUGGAUAAGGCUGGCUGCGAAGUUUGGUUGAACUCUUUAUGGCGAUCGAAAGAGGCUAAGCUGAAGAAUUUCUAUGAGAAAGACAAGAAAUUUGAGCCAAGUGGUAGCAGAUAUGUUUGGCCGCUUAAAACAACCGGUGUUGGUUAUUGGAUUGCUUUCUCAUGGUGGGUGUUCACUUCAAUGAUGUGGUCGUAUUUCACUUAUCAAUAUUUCUUCGUCAAAUUUUAUGUCUUUCUCGGCUCAUCCUUCUACAUUUAUGCUCUAAAAUACCACAAUGGAGUCGAAUUUCUGGUCAUAAAAUGGUUUUACCGUCGAUUUCCUGAUUUGAGAAAAGAUUUG